CAAUUUUCAUUUCAAACAUUUGAUAAUUUCUUGGUGGAGCUGCUGCAAUUGUUGGUGGGAAAAAAAUAGACCCUACUUUAGGAGAAACAGAAAAUCCAGUAGAAAACUACAGAGAAGACAGGAUUGAAAUGGAGGAAACCCUAGAGACCCUGUCAAGUUUUGGAAGUGAAUAUUCUAAGGAGCAAUCAACAACAAUUUCAACAAGUUACACAGAAGAUGAAGAAAUAAGCAGUGGAGAGACUGAAAAAGGCCGCUCGCGAAGUGUUUGCCGAGCUGUUUUGACUCUGAUUUUGAUUGCGCUUGUUUGUGGAUUGACCGGUGUCCUCUUUACUCAGAUAACUAACCUGCAAAAUCUGAGAAAGAUAGAAACGGAAAACACUGAGAUGAGGAGAAUGCUGAACUUAAACGUCUCCACAACAAAUUACAUCAUGUUGUUGUCUGCUGAAAACACCCGGCUGAAACUGCUCUUGCAGAACACAUUGCUAGAAAAAACCCGGUUGCAAGUUGAGAACGAUGAGAUGAAGAAGUUUCUAGAAUCAACCCAGAAAAGCUAUGAACUUGCAAUAGAGGUAACCAAUGGACUGCACCUGGUUCUGAAUCAAUCAUUGCACAUCAUCGCCACGGCGGCUGAAGAAAGCAAACGGUGGCGCCUGCAGUUCAACAAUAAACAACAAACCUCCAAGAACCAGCGUUCAAUCCUGUUUUCCAACAAACUGUCCUUCCUCUGGAGAUUGUGCAGCAACGACACGCUGCAGUGUUCACGCUGCAUGUCUGGCUGGAUCGAACACAGGUCGCGUUGCUUCUUCCUGCCACAAGAAACAAAGAGGUGGGAAGAUGCUCGCAGGAAAUGUCUUAACGUGGGGGCUGACCUGGCUGUUGCUUUGAAUGCACAAGACCACGCAUUCUUGACCUACAUGACUUUUCAGUUUGUACAGAAGAACCCUCAACAAAACCUCAGCUCAGCGUGGAUCGGGUUGCAGGAAAUGGAUGAGGAGGGCGUCUACAUCUGGGUCAAUGGCAACACAACCCACAGAGAUGACAUUCACUGGAGGAACAACACCAUGGCAUCCGGAAACAAAAAUGGGACAGGACAGGACUGUGUUGCCAUCGUCCCGCCGAGUGGCAUGAGACAGGACAAUAGGUUAAAAUCCUGGGAUGACAUUGUUUGCAGUGAAAAACAGCACUACCUGUGUGAGACCACGGCUCUCAUUUUGUCCUGACUGACAGACCUGCGAUAUAGCUGCAUGUUGUAGAUGUAUGUUGAUUAAGAUGUUGAGAAAAAGCAAUCGUACUUGGGGCCCUAAAGAUGCUUCCUUUGUUUAGAUAAUAAUAAUAAACUUUUUACAAGUGUUUACAGAUG
This is a messenger RNA of Sebastes umbrosus (honeycomb rockfish), 1360 nucleotides long. RefSeq names its product low affinity immunoglobulin epsilon Fc receptor-like. NCBI's taxonomy places the organism in Eukaryota, Metazoa, Chordata, Actinopteri, Perciformes, Sebastidae. Gene Ontology annotation, molecular function: signaling receptor activity. The record is from RefSeq and is a predicted model, not a curated record. The coding region runs from base 129 to 1220 and encodes 363 amino acids. The transcript is spliced from 2 exons.